This is a messenger RNA of Desarmillaria tabescens, 1364 nucleotides long. RefSeq lists its product as uncharacterized. The transcript has 6 exons. Bases 332 to 1039 code for a protein of 235 amino acids. Lineage: Eukaryota; Fungi; Basidiomycota; Agaricomycetes; Agaricales; Physalacriaceae. The record is from RefSeq and is a predicted model, not a curated record.
UAGAACAAUGCGAGAUUUCCAGAUACAUGGCCGAAUUGGGAGGUUAGGCAUCAAGCGCUUGAGGGCGGCCGAGAAGGACAAAAGAUGUUCAUACGCUGACAAAAUCUAUCGUUAUGGAGCUUUCAUGCAAUUAUGGAGAGCUGCUAUACUUUUGGGUGGCGAAACAGCGAGGAUACCUGCAUUGGAGGAUCCACUUGAUAUGCUAUUGUACUCGAGGACAAUGCGCUCGAUGGUUCGGUACGGUAUAAAAGUGUUCAUACCGCCAUUCAUGAUAUACGCACGCACACUUUUUUGAUAGAUACGACUACCUGCCCUCCUACGUUCCACAAAGAUGAACUCGCAAUCCGAUGCAUUUGACGAUGACGACUUUACGAUGAACUCUGCAAGUCAGGAUAUGCGCCGUGAAAUGCUAGGACUGGGCGUCGGCAAUGAAUUCGCCACCGCUUUUAGAGGAAAGGUCAGCCUGCAGUCCCAGCCUAGUUUGAUGAGUAUCGAUGAAGGAAUAUCCUUAGAGGAGGUGCAAGGUGAUAGCUCCAGAGGACAGCCACAGACCCAGAUAUAUGGUGGAUUGAGUCCUGACCAAAUUGCCACUGCCCUCUUCCAAAAUGCAACGAACGCGCUUGCCAAUGAUGAAUCUCUCUUCAUAGGGAGAAUACAAUCUAUCACUCCUUUACCACACCAGAUAGUCAAUCUGGAAAGGAGGCUACGAAACGUCGAGGAACGAUGCGUCAACAUGGAAGCUCAUCUGGGUAUUAUGGAGCGACAAAUCUUCGAGCUGCAGAACACCGUAUCCGCCGGUCUUCAAGAUAUUCGUAACGACAUACGAGAGUCUAUGGGACUGGCGAAGCUGGAUGCGUACCGGAUUCGCCACAUGAAGCGGAUGUAUGCAAGUGUGUAUACGACUGGAAAGUCAAACUCGCGAGCCUUGAGAGCUUUGAAGACGAAGAUAGGUCGGACGGGGGAGAGCGCGCUUGUCGCUCCACCCUGUAUCAUCAGAAGAGGUGGCAAUAGAUUCUCCUGCAGGUCUGGAGGAUGCUGAGAUCACGACGUUCAAGGCGGAGGAGAUACUGGUACCGGUAACUGCUGUGGGUGUGGUGAAGAAGAGAACGGGUAACACAGCUCGGAAGAUCAUGGCGAAGGUGAAAGAGGAGGCUAUCCAUGACGAGAAUAUAGCAGAGUCAGGACGGAAUUUAGAGGCAGAGGAAAAGGGGGGGACGGAUGGGGGGAAAGCUGUAAAAUCCAGAAGCCGAGCGUCUCGUGCGGCUCCUUACUAACUUGUAGAUGUCUUAUAGACUAUAGGCUGGCCCUGUACUAAAGUCGAUCUUUUGAGUAUGAAAUUGCAAUAUUAGUUCAACGUUAGGCCG